Clupea harengus (Atlantic herring) is the source of this 3213-nucleotide messenger RNA. RefSeq lists its product as uncharacterized. The record is from RefSeq and is a predicted model, not a curated record. Gene Ontology annotation, biological process: regulation of transcription by RNA polymerase II. Lineage: Eukaryota; Metazoa; Chordata; Actinopteri; Clupeiformes; Clupeidae. Gene Ontology annotation, molecular function: RNA polymerase II cis-regulatory region sequence-specific DNA binding; DNA-binding transcription factor activity, RNA polymerase II-specific.
CUCUUGAAUUGAUCACUUAUGCAGUUACAUGUAAACAUAUAUGCAAAACCCUUUACAAAGUGGCAAUGUUAGUUAGUGUUAGUGUGUUUAGGCCUAUGGUACUGACCAAAAACUAUUGGGACUUCCACACUCCAAGCCACCAGGGGCGGCAGUCUUUGCUGAUCUCUAACCAGGUCACGGCAAAACUACAUCAGUCGCUGCAAGUGCGUCAACAGUGCCCGACGGCUUUGUUCCGUACACGGCAGCAUCACACGCUAGAUCACACCCUCACGGGGAAUAAACCAUUGUAUCAAAAUACCGCACUGUCAUCCUUUAUCAAAUUACUUUUGUAGAUAUGGAGAAAUCGAGUAAUUUAAAAUCGUUUUUGGAAUCGUCGCUAAAUGAAAUAUUCAAAGCAACCGUGAGUGACAUUCUGGAGUCUGUUGAGCAGACAUUGUCCGAGUAUCAAGGUAAAAUUCAAAGGAUUGAAACUGAAAAUGAAGAUCUUAGGCGCAGGCUGUACGAAAGUGACACCAGAAUAAAGUCGUCAAGCAAAGCCAAGGAGAGCAAUCAUUUUGUCGACUGCUGUAUGGACACAUCAGUAGAACAGUAUCCAGGGGAGCCGGCGUGUGUUGACGUGCCUUGUGGCUCCGCGCCGAAGCUCUCCAGGCAGCCCACCCAAAACAGGAGAAAGCUCAACUCCCGGAGGCCAAGGCGAGAACAGCCCAACCAGUUUGAAGGCUGUGUUCAGAUGAGGAGACAACCCCCACCACCAGAAGGCCCACAGUUUCCUGACGGGGCGAAAGGCCACUCCAGUACGGUUUUCACUUUCACCAUCAAAUCUGACCCUGACCUGGAAGAUGGCUGUGCCAUUGACCUCUCCAAGGCCCAGUCCCCUCUCAACCUGGCAGCUAAUCAGAUCAAGACAGAGGAACCAGAGCUGGAGUAUGGUAGUGGCGAGCGCCACGGCCAGCUCAGCUCAGAUUCCAGAGACAGUGACAAUGACGUAAGGGUCACCAUUGUGUCUGAUAGUCACCUAGGGACCAGCGACAAUGAAGGCAGCUACUUUGGGGAUUCGGAGACGAUGGAGAUUGAAAAGACAUUGAGGGCAGAGUGUGGAGGGGAGGACGCAGAGGGGGCUGGUUCGGAAGCAGAGGCAGAAUUCUCUGCCAGUGGAGAGUUUUUACUAGACGGAAAAGAGACUGGAGUGGUAGAUUCUGACAGAAACCCGUUAGACAGCCAGCCACUGGACGAAAACGUUUUGGGGAAGGACCUGGCGCAGUCCGCUGACACACAGCGCGCAUCGGAAACCAAAACCCCUCCCAGUUUUUACCACUGCCCUGAGUGCAACAAGAUGUUCAGCCGUGUCGGCUCUCUGAAUAUCCACCUGCGUACGCACAGCGGUGAGAAGGCGCACACCUGCGGCCAAUGCGGCAAACGUUUCGGCCGGGCCGACCUGCUCAAGUCGCACAAGCGAACUCACACUGGCGAGCGGCCUUUCAGCUGCAACCUGUGCGGCAAGAGCUACGGGCACCAGGGCCAGCUGCGCAUCCACAAGCGUGUGCACACGGGCGAACGCCCCUACUGCUGCUCGCACUGUGGCAAGCGCUUCAGCGAGCACAACCAGCUCAAGGUGCACUUGCGCACGCACACAGGUGAGCGGCCAUACAGCUGCGGUUUCUGCGGAAAGACGUUCAGCAACGCGGGCAACCUGCGCAUCCACGAGCGCAUCCACACGGGCGAGAAGCCUUACUGCUGCGGCCAGUGCGGAAAGCGCUUCAACGGCAUGGGGGACCUCAAGACGCACUACCGCAUCCACACGGGCGAGAGACCGUACAGCUGCGACCUGUGCAAGAAGACCUUCAGCCAAGCGGGACACCUGACCAUCCACAAGCGCAUGCACACGGGGGAGAAGCCCUACGGUUGCCCUGAGUGCGGGAAGCGCUUCAGUGUGGCCAGCAGCCUCAAGCUGCACCAGCGAACUCACACGGGCGAGAAGCUGUACGGCUGCUCCUUCUGCGGCAAGAGUUUCAGCCGCGCAGGCCACCUGAAGCGGCACGAGCAGGUGCACACCAAGGAGAAGAUGUACACGUGCCAGCAGUGCGGGAAGAACUACAGCGACAUGUCCAGCCUCAAGAAGCACCAGAAGAGCCACUCGCUGGAGAAGAGCCUGGCGAAAGAGAGAAGCCAGACAGCUUCAGAUGAACCUCAGGGUCAGACUCAGAGCCAGAGACAAGAGAGCCUUAGCACACCAGACGUGCCACAUGCUGAAACUGUAAAGGUUGAAUGUGAAUGUGAAUGAGGAGACCUUACAAUGCUGUGUAAAGUUACUGUCUUUGUUUGUUUGUUUGUUUGUUUUUUUUUGUUUAAACUCUCACUUAACAUUUUUUUUUAUGUUAUGUUGUGUAACUGCAUUGGUGACGCGUACUUUAUUGAAGAUAAAGCACCUCUUCCAAAAAUGGGUAAUCACUGUUUUGUGAACCCCAGUCAAUCUGACGUAUAGAUUGUUACUGUAUCGUAUUCCAGUUUUUUUCUGGUUUAUUGUAAAUGUUUCAAAGCCUUUCAGGGGGAAUACAUGGCAUAGAAGCUACUGUUGAGUCUAAAUGUAUGUAUAAGGUAUGAUGUCUUAAUCUUUAAAAAGAGAAUCACUGCUGAUUUGUUUCUUGUUGUUUUUAAGACGAAUUGUAGUUCUGUAACAAAGAUUACUUAAAAAAAGCUAUUCACACAGUGCAUUCGCCGGAUGAUGUAUCGAUUUAGUGCAAUACUUUAAUGACUGUACCAUAAAACUACAGGUUAAUAUGCCCGACUUUUGUUGUUGCUUCAGUGAUAUGGGUAACCGCUGUUAGUUGCUAGUCUAAGAGACUCAGAUACUUGUCUAUCAGUGUGGUAAUGUAAAGGAUAGCACCCACAAUAAGCUAAAUCAAAUAACCUAUACUGUAGAUUGCUUCAAGAGUAUCAGUUAUAUUCUAUUGUAUCAUCAUCACCUAUAGCUUAUAGUCUUUAAGGUUUUUGAAUGGGGACUAAAUGAUGAAGAUGCUUAGGGAGGAAAAAAUAAAGCAUUGUGUAAAUCAUGACAUAAAUAUUAAUUAAAUACUUAUUUAUAACUACCAUGGAAAGAAUCUGUAUCAUUACAUCAACCGUUAUAGCAGGAUGUCCAACUGUGUUGAUGAGAAAAGUUGAAGCGUUGUGCCGUUUAUACCUAACCAAAAUGAGAAAUAAAAUACACACAUUAAA